Molecule: messenger RNA, 1256 nt
Organism: Colletotrichum phormii
Lineage: Eukaryota; Fungi; Ascomycota; Sordariomycetes; Glomerellales; Glomerellaceae
Product: thioesterase superfamily protein
Exons: 3
Coding region: 355-828 (157 amino acids)
Cellular component (GO): mitochondrion
Molecular function (GO): fatty acyl-CoA hydrolase activity
Source: RefSeq, a predicted model, not a curated record
GCUCCUUUUGCUUUUGGCGGCAACAUGCCAUUCUACCUCGGCUCAGCUAGGAGAUCUACUCAGCUGCAAAUAGACUGCGGUAAUCUAGAGUCUCAACAAUUUCUCCGCAACACUUAGCGGAAAGCUACGAGAGCUUCUUCAUCGAAAGGUUUAAAGUAACCAGCUGAACCACAACUCAAUCGAGAAAAGUGCCGAUAAGGCAACACGCGUUUACCCAGUGACGUCUGACUGAGCAUCCCUCUCCUGUGUCUCUGAACCAAUACAACCCGGCCAAGGACCAGUACCUUCGGCAUCCCCGCCUACGACGUGCUCCAAAUAUCCGAUCUUCCUCUAUCCUCUCGCAAGAGCACCGCCAUGGCUAGCAACAGGCAGUUAAAGCAGCGUCGAAGGGAGGACUACGGCUAUAUCUUAGACUACCGGACACGAUGGGCCGAUAAUGAUAUGUACCAGCACAUGAACAAUAGCAUCUACAAUUUCCUAUACGACUCCGUAGUCAACGCCUACCUGAUCGAGCACUGCGGCCUAUCUCCCUUGGGUUCUGAUCAGUACGGCCUUGUGGUACACUCGCAUAGCGACUACUUUGCUUCGAUUGCGUACCCCGCAGUCGCUCAAUUAGCGCUACGAGUGAACAAGUUGGGGAAGUCAAGCGUCACAUACGAAAUUGCCUUGUUUGAAAAGGGAGUGGACGAGGUGAGAGCAGUCGGGGAGUUUACCCACGUCUUUGUCGAGAGAUCUACCGGUCGUCCAACCGCAUCCGGAAUGCAGGACGGAAUGCGGAGGGGUCUACGGCGACUUCUGGUGGUGGAUGGCAGAGAAAAUAAGCUCUAAAUUGAACUCUAUCACCCACCCACUUGUGCCAUGGAGCUUAUCUCCGAACAAAUUCCUUUACAAGUUUACAGCUGCAAAUCCAGCUUUUGGAUUGCGCCAUCCUGUUCACCACUCGUGAAGAUCUUCUCUAGGAACUCCAAGUCCGCCAGCGCCUCCUCAGGUGAUUGCAGCGGGCCGGGUGCUCCGGCGGCCAAACCUUCGGCCCAGGCCUUGACCUCCUCCUUUACACCACUCGUCUGUUCAAAGUGAGUUGUUGUUGCCUCGCCGUCAAAGGGUUUGACGGUGAGGUCAUGACUCGACAAGGUCACACUGCCGUUCUCGCCCGCCACGUGGAAGUCGAAGGCACUCAGGGUUGAGCCAACACUGACGGCGAAGGAACCAGUGGCGCCCUGCUUGGUCUUGACGAUGGCAUUGAUGGUGUCAAUGGG